AUGACGUUCAUGACUUUGUUGCAGCGCAUUGAAUUGGAACGAGGAAAACGGGAACCUGGAGAAAUCACGGAACUGAAUUUGGACAACUCAAAAUCCGUGGAUAUCGAAGGUCUCACGGAUGAAUAUUCGUCCUUAGAGGUCUUGAGUAUGAUGAAUGUUGGUCUUCAAAGUUUGGCUGGUUUACCUUGUCUUGCCGGCCUAAAAACUCUUGAAUUGUCGAACAAUUUGAUAUCUGGUGGUCUUGACGCUCUGCUCAAAUGUCCCAACAUUGAGCAACUUAAUCUAAGUAGCAAUAAGAUUGAAUCAAUGGAUGUAUUGAUUCCACUGGCUAAGCUAUCCGAACUCAAAAGUUUGGACCUCGGCAACUGUCCUGUCACUUCUACGGAGAAUUACCGUAAAAAGGCUUUCGCAAUGAUUCCGUCUUUAAAAUAUUUGGACGGUCUUGAUGAAAACAACGAGGAAGAAGUGUUUGGAAACGAUUUUCUGAAUGGAGGUUUAGAUGAAGAGGCAGAUGGUGUCGAUGAAGCUGAUGAAGAUGAUGAUGAAGGAUCUGAUGAGGAAGACGAAUGUGAUGAUGAAAUUGGCAUUGAAGCCCUCCAACAAAGUGGUGAACUUGAAGAUGAUGAGGAUGAUUAUGCUCCAGGUGAAGAUGAGGAAGCGGAGUUAGAUGAUUACGACGAUGUGGAUGAUGAAGAUGAAGACGACGUAGAGGAAGACAACGGAGCUAAUCUUUCGGCUGCCAAUGUAAGUGGACCUCGACGCCCCGGCACCAAGCGGCGCCAUGAGGACAUUCAAGAUGGAAAAAAUGGGGAUAAUGCACAGCACUGUGGAACUAAACAUAAGCACACUGAAGAUCAUGCGGAGACUCAUGUCGAAAACGGAUCAACUGCUGAUGAUUAG
Molecule: messenger RNA, 900 nt
Organism: Schistosoma rodhaini
Lineage: Eukaryota; Metazoa; Platyhelminthes; Trematoda; Strigeidida; Schistosomatidae
Source: the annotation of a GenBank genome assembly